AUGUCCAUCUUUCCCUACGCCUACCGCAUGAUUGAGUCGUUCAACAUCACCCAAAAUGAGUCGCAGAUAUCGGUCUACGCCGGCAUGCUCAUCACCGCGUUUGCCUUUGCCGAGUUCUCGACCGGCAUGAUCUGGGGCCGGAUUAGUGACCGCGUAGGCCGCAAGCCGGUCUUGAUAAUGGGCCUCGUCGGCACGGCCUUGAGCAUGAUCUGCUUUGGCUUUGCCCGCACGCUGCCGGGCGCCAUCAUGGCCAGGGCCCUGGGCGGCCUGCUCAAUGGGAACGUCGGAGUGCUCCAGACGACCGUGGCCGAGCUGGUGACCAAGAAGGAGCACCAGCCCCGUGCGUAUUCCGUCAUGCCUGUGAUUUGGAGCAUCGGCUCGAUCAUCGGGCCCUCCAUCGGCGGAACUCUGGCCAUGCCGUGUGACAACCUGGGGUUCCGCCGAGGCGGCAUUUUCGACAAGUACCCGUUCUUGCUGCCGAACCUGUUCUGUGUCACGAUCCUCGUGGUCGGCAUCACCGUCGGCAUCCUGUUUCUCGAGGAAACACAUGCCGAGAAGAAGAACGACGUGGACUUUGGACGUGAGUUGGCCAAAAUGCUUCUGCGAAGCACAACCCGCCGGCGGACGACCAAGACGCAGGAGAAGGGCACCACCGGAAAACCGGCCCUCGCCCUCGCCCUCGCCGUGGAGGAGCCCACGGAUCUGCUGUUCGACGACAACGACCCGCCUCCAGGGUACCGUAGUAUGGAAAGUUCUCCGCUCCUCCGCUCGACGUCGACCAAGGAGAUGGACGCCGAGAUGCUGCGCGAGAAGGAACCACGCGGCGUCGUCAAGACGUUCACUAGGCAGAUCAUCCUGAUCAUCAUUGCAUAUGCAUUCCUUGCUUAUCACAGCGUCUCGUUCGACGCCCUGAUGCCCACGUUCCUCAGCGAGGAGCGCAUGCAGUCCAAGCCCGUGCUGCCGUUCAAAUUCUCGGGCGGAUUCGGCCUCAGCACCCGCGCCAUCGGCUUCAUGAUGGCCGUGCAGGGCGCGUACUCGAUCUUCGCCCAGUUCUUCAUCUUCCCCUUCAUGGCCAAGCGGCUGGGCACGCUGUACUCGUCGCGCGUGGUCCUGACGGUCUGGCCGAUUCUGUACUUUGCCGUGCCCUACCUCGUGCUCCUGCCGGAGCGGCUGCAGAAGCCCGGCAUCUACCUGAGCCUGGUCAUCAAGAUCACGUUCCAGGCCGUGUCGUUCCCGUCCAACGCCAUCCUGCUGGCCAACGCCGUGCACUCCAAGUCGGUGCUGGGCACGGUCAACGGGUUCGCCGCCUCGAUGGCGUGCCUGGCCCGGGCGUGCGGGCCCGUCGUCACCGGCUCCAUCCAUUCAGCCGGCCUGAAACUCGGGUGCAACGGUCUGGCCUGGUGGGCGUGCGGCCUGGUCUGCGCGGCCGGCGCGCUCGAGAGCUACUGGAUGGAGGAUCCCGAUUCGCGGCCGGACCGCCCGGCCGGCGAGGGCGACGAACGGACGUGCGAACCGCUGCUCCAUCCGUCGGUGGUCGAGCCGAGCGAUGAACUGCUGUCGCCGCGCACCGAGCGCAUGAGUUUCAUGGACGACCUGGAUCUGACCGAGAGGACGCCGGAGAAGGUAUGA
Molecule: messenger RNA, 1629 nt
Organism: Cladophialophora carrionii CBS 160.54
Lineage: Eukaryota; Fungi; Ascomycota; Eurotiomycetes; Chaetothyriales; Herpotrichiellaceae
Exons: 2
Coding region: 1-1629 (542 amino acids)
Biological process (GO): transmembrane transport
Molecular function (GO): transmembrane transporter activity
Source: RefSeq, a predicted model, not a curated record